Molecule: messenger RNA, 2910 nt
Organism: Aspergillus homomorphus CBS 101889
Lineage: Eukaryota; Fungi; Ascomycota; Eurotiomycetes; Eurotiales; Aspergillaceae
Exons: 1
Coding region: 322-2472 (716 amino acids)
Source: RefSeq, a predicted model, not a curated record
GCUACAGUCGUCAUUACCGCUGCCACAGUUCUCUUAUCGAUAAACCCCCUUCCGGUCCCUUUCGUUCAGGGAAGCCCCGACCUAGAGGCAGGUGACUUCAUUCUUCGAAUUCGAACUUGCUAUCAUCUUCACUUUACCCAGACUACUAUCUCAGAACUCGACCUCCCGUUACCAGCGAUUCACCUGAGAUGCCUAGCUCAUCGCUACGUUUGGGUGUUUUGGUGGUAGCCUCUCCAGUCUAAUUGCCCCAUGUGCUACUAUCUACUCUCUGCCUUACAUUUCGAUCCAAUAUAGUUGACAGCAUCUUAACGUCGACUCAUAAUGGCUCCCACACUACGCACCCCUCCAUGUCAUCCCUCAUCCAGACGGUCUCGACGGCCGAUUCGAUCUAGUCGCGCCCGAAUCCAGUCCUACCUCGAAGCUAGCAGUUCCGACGGCCGGUUUGAUGAAGAUACUGAAUCCGACCUUGAACGAGCUGAACGAUUGUCGCUAACUCUGCGUCCUCGGGAUUCUAAUCGGAUCCCUGCCUCCUAUCGUGAGGAAACUACCGACGAUGAGAUCGAAGAUUUCAGGGAUGAAGACACAGAUGCAGUCACUCCCCGUCAAACACCCGAGCAUUCAUCUCUCGCAUUUCCUGAGGGCAGCAGCAGUGCCAACCCGUCCAGGUCUACUCGCGCACGAACCAUGAAAACGAGAUCUCAAUCAACAAAGGCGAAGCGGUCUAUGAAUGGGAAACGAAUGGAGAUUGGACGACCGCUCAAUAAGCGUCGAAAGCUCGAAGUGGAUGCUACUCCAUUUGUUGGUUCGGGCGUUAUACCACCGUGGCAGACGCUUCCCUAUUACAUACUCUUCGAUAUAUUCGUCCGCGCAUCAAAUCCCCUCAUUGAUGAAAGGACUACCAGCAGGAAAAGUUCUGUGCAGUGGCUUGUCAAAGUCGCUUUACUGUGCCGCUCCUUUCAUGAGCCUGCCUUGGCUGCUCUUUACAAUUGCCCUCCAUUGAUACCGGCUGCCAAGUCUCAUGGUUUGCUACACUUACUAGCUAAACCUCAGGGAUCGCUUUCUACAAAUUACAUCAAUAAAAUCAAACAGUUGCACGUGGAUGUGGAAGCACUUCUUUUCUACAAGAGUGGAUCGACUCUGGGCUAUUUCGAGUUGCCUAAGUUGCUAGAGAAGACUCCGCAAGUGAAAACGCUACGGCUCUACCACAGUCACGAUUACGUUGUCGGCCUUCCCCCGUGGCUUAUACAACGCUCAAAGUGGACGUAUCCGGACAGCCUUUUUGACACCAUAUUGUCAGGCCCUAUCCGCCUACGUAGCUGGGACUGGAAUGGCCGUUUUAUGGAGACUCAAAAGCUUCUCGAGCUGAUGUCAGGAAUGCAUAUCCAGCCCGCAUUCCAUAAAAUGCAGGAUCUGAGAUUGUUACACAUUAUGUCCGAUGAUCCCUACAACAGACAAGUGCCAGAGGGCUCUACAGAUAGAGAGAUACUUCUGGCUGCGGCCCUUGCUGACCUUCCCGACUUGCGUCGCUUAGAGUUCAUAGAAUGCUCAGUCGUCAAUGAUCACCUCUUGCCCAAUCUUCCCGCAAAUCUUACAUCUCUCACAAUCAAUAAUUGUGACGAGGUGACGACUACCAAUUUCAGCGCAUUCAUUUCUACGCAUGGCCACCACCUUCGGGAGUUGAUUCUGAGUCACAACCGUCACCUAAGCAUGUCUUUCGUUGUCAACCUGGCCGAGUCCUGCGAGCAUUUGGAGGUCUUCAAGAUGGAUAUAUCCAUGCACGAUUGGUCUAGUUAUCACGACGUCGAGCCACACUUCCGGGAACUGCUUUCAUUGACCGAGACCCCAACUUGGCCAUCAACGCUGCGGGAAAUUGAGCUUGUCCAAUUGCGCAACUGGGAUGACAAAACCGCAGAGGUGUUUUUCAGCUCACUUCUCAAUGCCGCUUCUAGUUUACAGAAUCUGAGGCGAUUGUUAAUAAGCGCAAUCUUGAAGAUAGGGUGGCGAGAUCGCGCAACAUUUCGCGAAAAAUGGAAAGGCAGGCUGCAAAGAGUCUUUCAGCGACGAAGCCUUCCGCCCGAUCCAACACUUCGGUCUAUCCCUCGCCCUUCUCUACUACCUGUUUCCUCUCAAAUUCCAGAGAGCGGGAAUGUGUACGGUACCAACAACAACUCAGAUACUCAGCACAGUGGCAUUCUGACGCCCUCCAAACGUAAAAGUGCGCGCAUUGCCCAGAAACGAUUUUCGGAGGAUGAAGAGAUCGUCAAAGAGAAGAUACGAAGGUCUCAUGAAGAUAACGACGAAGAGCCGCUUUUCACACAAGGCUUGUGCGAUGUGGUCAUGAUUCGGAUAGACAAUCAACGUCCGACAGAGACGCAGUUCAAUGAGGAAGAUUUUCUUGAUGACGAAUUGAGUGGAGACGAAGAUUGGAAUGGUAACGAUAUUGAUGUUGACGAUGCCAGACAUGCAUGGUAGCUGAAUUCCAGUUCAACAAGGUUUGUUGGUCGGAGUACUACCCCCCCCCCCUGGCUUACAUUUCCUGCUUUCUCGCAUGUUUGGUCCAUAAAGUGCUCAAGCUCUUUCUUUGUUUGUGUGCCGGUCUACGAUUCAUCCUAUCAUUCAAGUGUGUUACAACGCCCACGUACCCGCAAAUUCAUAUUUGCAUGGUCAUGAGUUCUCUCUUUAGAGGUUAUAUUAUACAAUUUUGGCGGGCUGGGUGGAUUUCGGGGCGUCUGGCUUCAUUAUUCGGAAUUUUCCCUUCGGAGCGGCGACUGACGGUUAUCAAGUUCGACAAAAUAUUGCUUGUGCUUCUAGUACUUAACAAGUAGCUUCCUAGGUCCUACUGGCAUUCCUAAGGGAAUCAAGCUUUCUACUGAGAAUGCUCACGCAAGGAUCACUAAUAUGAUUUGUAAC